Molecule: messenger RNA, 575 nt
Organism: Nilaparvata lugens (brown planthopper)
Lineage: Eukaryota; Metazoa; Arthropoda; Insecta; Hemiptera; Delphacidae
Exons: 2
Coding region: 1-459 (152 amino acids)
Source: RefSeq, a predicted model, not a curated record
AUGAGUUCUCCAUCAUCUUCUCCAUCGUUCAUCUUACCAGAUAGCCCACCAGCCCACCAACGCAUCCUCAACUACUGGCAACGGAAAGCUGCCCUCGCUGCUGAGUCGUCCGCUCCUGCACCCGUGCCCUCACCCCUCAGCGUGGAACCACCAUCGCCGGGCGGCGAGAUCGUGCUGGGGGACAGUCCUCUUCAACGUCUAGCUCCAGCUGCUACCUGGGGACCGCGGCGAGCGGUGCUAGCUACCCUGUCAAACAAGAUCAAGCAGAAGCAGGGGAAGAGGAAGUUGACGUUUGAGGAGGCUGAAGCUAGUGGGGAAGAGGACGAGGAGACAAUCUACUCACAAACAAAGAAACGUGCUGGAAUGGAGGACAACUCCUCCAUGGUUCCACUACUAGAGGAGGUGCGGCGAGCGGGGGAUGAGUUGGACGUUGUGCAACUAAUCAACUUGGAGACAUAAAAGUGUGUCAAAAAGACAUAAAAAAGGGGAUGUGCUUGCAAUUUAUAUUGUAGUUCUGAUUUUUUAAUAUAUUAUUUGGGUACAAAAGAGAAGUCCAGAACCAAUUUUUUCAUGCA